CGCCCACUUGUCACUUGCCUAAACUGGUCACGGUCGUGCAGUCUGGACCCGCCACUAGUCAUGCAUGGAGAUGGAUCGCGGUGGGGACACGAUGGUCGGAGGAUCGAGGAGAAUCGGGUCUGAACUGGAGGUGUUGGCAGUGGAUUUGAAUGUUAGGGCACGAAUUACGAAUGUAUGCAUGUUAGCGUUGCUGGCAGGUUGAGGACCUGCGUAGAUAGAGUAUAUACUAGACAUUCUGUCUCGCUUUUCAUACUUCGUCUCAAUUACAACCAGAUCAACGAAAUGCCCGUUUCCAUCCCUCGCCGUGGCUCGCCCGAGCCCACCGAGUAUACGUCUCUCCUCCCCAAGCCAGACAUCGACGACCCUCCCGAGUUCAUCGAACAAGAUGAGCACGACAGCAGAAAGGCCAUCCUCGCUGAAUUCUGGCUCCUCCUCAAGAGUGCCAUCCCAGUGAUCCUGGCCUACACCCUCCAAAACAGCCUCCAGACAGCGACUGUCCUGAUCGUCGGCCGAAUCUCGCCAGAACAUCUCGCCACCAGCGCCUUUUCGCUCAUGUUUGCCAUGAUCACCGCGUGGAUGAUUGCCCUCGGCGGGACGACGGCCGUCGAUACGCUGGCCUCGUCGUCUUUCACGGGCAGUGCGAAUAAACAUGACCUGGGGAUUUUGUUACAGCGGGGAUUCUUCGUCCUCGGCCUGUUCUAUAUCCCCGUUGCCAUUCUCUGGGCCUGCGCCGAGCCGGUCUUUCUCUUCCUCGGACAGGAUCCGCAGCUCUCACGAGACAGCGCGCGCUUUCUUACCUGUUUGAUCCCCGGUGGAUUGGGGUACAUUUACUUUGAGCUCAUGAAGAAAUACCUCCAGGCCCAAGGUACCUCACCGCCACCCUACCCUUUGCGUCGUGCAACCGCUAAUCGUGUAGGAAUCAUGCGCCCCGGCACAUACGUCCUCCUACUCACCUCCCCCCUCAACGUAGCCCUCACGCACCUCUUCGUCCACACACUAGACCUCUCCCUCCUCGGCGCCCCCCUCGCCCUGGGAAUCUCCUACUGGACCUCCUUCCUCCUUUUGGUCACCUACACACGCUUCAUCGCCGGCUCCGCCUGCUGGGGCGGGUGGACUCGCGAAUCCCUCACCAACCUACCCACGUUCGCCCGCCUCGCCCUAGCGGGAAUCAUCCACGUCGGCACCGAAUGGUGGGCCUUUGAAAUCGUCGCCCUCGCCGCCGGCCGCCUGGGAACCAUCCCGCUCGCCGCGCAGAGCGUCAUCAUGACCGCCGACCAGGUCCUCAACACCAUCCCCUUUGGAAUUGGGGUUGCGACCUCUGCGCGUGUGGGGAAUCUACUCGGGGCCCGUGACGCACGAGGUGCAUCCCGCGCAGCAAAUGUCGCUGCUGUACUAAGCAUGGUCGCCGGCGGGGUCGUCCUUGCUGUGCUAAUGGCCACCCGAGAGCACUUUGCGAAACUUUUCAACUCGGACCCGCGCGUCGUAACUCUAACAGCCGACGUCCUCCCCUUCGUCGCGCUCUUCCAGAUCGCGGACGGACUCAAUGGAAGCUGUGGGGGUAGUCUCCGUGGCAUGGGCCGGCAGCAUGUCGGUGCGCUGGUGAACCUGGUCAGCUACUACGGCGGGGCACUGCCGUUGGGGAUCUGGAUGGCGUUUCAUGGGUGGGGGCUGAAGGGCCUGUGGGUGGGACAGUGUAUUGCGCUGUAUCUUGUGGGGGCACUCGAGUGGGUGAUUGUGGCAAGGAGUGAUUGGGGGAGGGAGGUUGAGAAGGCCUUUCUGAGGAUGGAUGAGGAGGAGAGGGUUGAGGAGGGGGGAUUGCAUUGAUUGAUUGCAAGAAGAGAAAAGUGUAUGUAUGGCGCCACGACAGCGAGACAGACUUCCAUAGUAUGGCGAUGACGGAGAAGGAAGGCGAAUGGAGAAUGAUGAGAUGG
Molecule: messenger RNA, 1931 nt
Organism: Aspergillus calidoustus
Lineage: Eukaryota; Fungi; Ascomycota; Eurotiomycetes; Eurotiales; Aspergillaceae
Source: the annotation of a GenBank genome assembly